This is a messenger RNA of Aspergillus viridinutans, 729 nucleotides long. Its product is annotated as GPI anchored serine-threonine rich family protein. Bases 1 to 729 code for a protein of 242 amino acids. The transcript has a single exon. Lineage: Eukaryota; Fungi; Ascomycota; Eurotiomycetes; Eurotiales; Aspergillaceae. The record is from RefSeq and is a predicted model, not a curated record.
AUGAUGCGCUCCGUGAUUCCCCUGAUCGUCUCGCUUGGCUCGCUGGCUGCAGCCAUUAACAUCACCAGUCCUGCGGCCAACACCACCUACGCAGCCGGGUCCACUGUGACCGUCAAGUGGACCAGCGUCGAUACCGAUCCCACCAACUUCAGCCUCUAUCUCUGGAACUUUGUCUCCUGGCCUCCAACCUAUGUUCCGCUGGCCCUGGACAUCCCAACGGCCGAUCUGUCCCACGCGGUCCAGAUCCCCUGCGACACCAACCCCGAAUGGGGCUACCGGAUCAGCGGCAUCAACGGCACCAACGUCUACAUCAUCUACGCGCAGGGCGACAAGUUCACCGUCUCCGAGCCCGUCGACGGCACCGACUGUGUCGACCCUGCUCCUGUGCCCACGCCGUCCACCUGCCCCAGCGCUGCGGCGUCUACCGUUUAUGUCACGGUGAGCCCUACCGGUUCCAGCUCCCGUCUUUUCCAUCCUUCCUCCCACGUCUCCUCUCCUUCACCCAGCACCACUGCAACCUCCAAAUCUGUGAAGCCCGGAAUCGUGCCUAAGACUAUUGGUUGGUGUUCAGACUACUCCCACCCUGUGACCUUGGACAAGGUUCCCACCCCGACUCCAGCGCCUAUGGUGACUCCCGCCCCGGGCCAAGAUCCGGGUGCUCGUGGUCCUCGUGUCAAGACCAUUACUACGACUGUGAGUGUCGAGGCUUGUCCGAUCGACGCGAUCUGA